Messenger RNA from Sinocyclocheilus grahami, 3288 nucleotides. RefSeq names its product RNA-binding protein 20-like. Bases 1 to 3174 code for a protein of 1057 amino acids. NCBI's taxonomy places the organism in Eukaryota, Metazoa, Chordata, Actinopteri, Cypriniformes, Cyprinidae. The record is from RefSeq and is a predicted model, not a curated record. Gene Ontology annotation, cellular component: nucleus. Gene Ontology annotation, molecular function: nucleic acid binding; zinc ion binding. The transcript has 14 exons.
AUGGGAGUCCCAGACACCAUUCUGGUUUAUAGCACUUCUGAGUUUUCCGGAUACUGGUGUAAACUGCCGUGUGAAUAUGCCCCUGGAAAGCUUCAUGUGAAUGCAGUCAUGAAGGCAUAUGGUAACACAAUGGCCAUUCUGGUUUAUAGCACUUCUGAGUUUUCCGGAUACUGGUGUAAACUGCCGUGUGAAUAUGCCCCUGGAAAGUGUGGUCUGCAGAAACAAAAAGGCCGUCACUGCUCUAUUCUCAGCUGCUGCUAUCAGUACAGCUCAUGGUUAUCUCAUAAGAGCUUUGACAGAGACAGGGACAGACAGUCUAAUGGAGGAUGUGUGUCUAAGAGAGGUACCUCAGGAGAAAAGCUUGAUAAUAAGUCUGCUCCUCUGGCUAGUGCUCAUGGUGGACUGGGUCAGAACCUGCUGCUGAGUCCUGCCAGUCUUCAGCUGGCUCAGCUUCAGGCCCAGCUCACCCUACACCGCCUCAAACUUGCCCAGACUACCAAUACUGCUGCUGCAGCCACUGUCCUAAAUCAGGUUCUUUCUAAUGUGGCCAUGUCCCAGCCUCUCUUCAACCAUCUUCGGGGUUCCAGCAUGGCCCAGGCCCACGGUGGGGCCUUUCCACCUCCACCCAUAGCCUUCCCACCACCAAAUGCUGCACUGGGACAACUGGUUGGUGGUGGCUUUGUCCCAAAUCCCACGGGAAUCAGGCCCACCAACUACAGUGGGGUGUCCAACCAGAAAGCUAGUCAGCACAAUGAAUUGAGCAAAAAGGCCGGAACAUAUUCGACGGACACGGACCGUCGCUUGCAGUUUGGAUAUUUGGGAGGGGCUUCAGUGGUCACUAGUAAAGCAUGUGAUGGGGGAGAGUAUGGUGGAGCCUCUACACAACCCAGAAACAAUGUCCAUUUUCAAAGGGACUUCUACUCCUCAGAAACACCAGUACAACAAACAUGUUUCAUGGGAGGAAGCAAGGAUCAGAAUCUGGGAUCAGCCUCAUUAGCCUCUAAGGAUCAAUGGAAAGGUCCGAUCAACAUGGGGAAGAUGGAUAUAGGUACAGGAACAGGUUCUGGUGGUUGGCUACCACCCGGACCAGGGUUUGUGGGUCAGAGAGCAGAGUUGUAUAACCCAGAGGAACCCACAGCAGAUCCUAAAUUCAACUCAACAUGUGGCCCAGGGAUUGGCCCACCCCUUGGGCAUCAAGGGGGAUUUCAACAGCAGCCACAGGUUUCCCAGAGUGAGGAAAGGGGGACCUUGCAAUUGCAGCCCCACCAGUUCAAUGACUAUCACGGGACAACACCUUUACACCUACCCCAUCAAUGCACCAUUUGUGAGAAGAAGGUUUACAACCUGAAGGACUGGGACCAGCAUGUGAAGGGCAAGUUACAUCUGCAGAACUGUUCGCUCUACACCGAAAGCCCGACGCUCGGAGCAGUGCACUUUCCAGUAUCGUCUGAAGGAUGUCUCAACAUGGCACUGAGUAACACUAUGGCAUACACGUCAGCUGCCAGUCAAGAUGUUUCAACUGGAAGAGCUUCAUAUUUGCCUGCCACAGCCAUGAAGUCAUGUCCUCUCUCAGGGGCGGGAUUUACUUCGCACCAAGCAGGGAACAAGGCAAGGUACCUGCCGGAGCGUGCCAGAUCACGCAGUCCAGUCAGUCGUUCUCUGAGUCCGCGCUCACACAGUCCGAGCUUCACUUCCUGUAGCUCCGCCCACAGUCCACCGGGGCCGUCCUGUCGGCCUGACUGGAGCAACGGCAUGGGUCCCCGCCGGGCCUCUUGGGACUGGACGUCCCAUUCCCGUGGCGAUGAGGACCCCCGCGAGAGAGACGACUGGAGGAACGACGAGGAAGAGAGACCCAACGGAUGGCUGUCUGAGCGCAGGAAACCCUACCUUAAAACCGGGGACCGUAUGGGGCCCGGGGACGAGCGGGGCAGGGACUGGUAUCCCCGCGGAAGCCCUCAGGGUUUGUCCUUCUCCUCCUACCACUCCAUAGAUGACUUUUACAAGAAAGACUCGCAGUACAAGACUGAUAAACUGAGCAGGCUGCAACAUCAGAGACACGAGGGGAAAACGAAGAGAAGGGAAGGUGGCGACUAUCACAGACACCGACACUCAGAGUCAGACGUGACGGACGACACAAACUCCAACCGGACAGCUGAAGACAGAGGACGCAGCAAGAAGCCGAGCCGGAGACAAGAUAAAGAGGAGAAAGAGUCCGAAAAUCAGAAGGAAGAAUAUAGAGCCAAAGAAAGAUCAGCAUCUCCUCAUAACAGCAAACCUGCACAGUCUUCAAAGUGUGGCAGAGAUGGUGACAGCGAGGGACUGGAAAGUGUAGAUGAUGGAGAGGAGGAGAGCUGGUAUCCUAAAAGCAUGGAGGAACUGGUGACUGUAGAUGAAGUCGGAGGAGAGGACGACUCUAUAGUUGAACCUGAUCUACCUGAUCUUCACGAGGAGGACCAGAGAGUCGAGCCCAGCCAGUCGACAGCAGAGAGCCCUAAACCAAUCACGAAGACCCCAACAGAAGGUGAGGAGAGCACGGUGGACCCUCUGUCCCUUCCACUGCAGGAUUUGGUCCCUGAGGAAAGCUCUGGAGGUGCUCAGUCCAGGCCUGGUGAGACGCCCCUAAGACCAUCUGCCCCAGAGCAACCGGUCUGUCAACUCAAACGCUUCCCGUCCCAGGAGUUCAAGAGUGCUUUGGAGGAGACCUGCUCCAUCACUCAUAUGGACACACACAUCGACACAACCAUGCCAGCUGGUCCUCUAAACAACAGCAACACAUGUGAAAGUGGGAAAGUGAAUGACUUGAGUAAUGAUGAGAGAAAGACGGCAGAGAUGGACAAGAAGGAACCAUGUCUCAAACUUGACAGUCAGAAGAAAGAUAUUCCUGAGUCAUUACCGGCCCCUUCACCUCAGGUGACAGACAUCUUUACUGCGUCACCCUCUCAGGAGCAGGAGAAAGCCAUCAGUGAACACAGCAUACCGUUAGGCGUGGAGUUCAUCGUGCCAAGGACAGGAUUUUAUUGCAACCUGUGUGGUUUGUUUUACACCAGUGAACAAACAGCCAAGACGUCACACUGUCGGAGUACAGUUCACUACAGGAACCUACAGAAGUAUCUGUCGCAGCUGGCGGAGGAAAGUCUCUUAAAAUUCCACACGGAGUCGCCAAACACUGAAUGAAGCUCAUGACAUGCUGAAUGCUGAGAGACACAAAACAAAGACAACGAGGAUGGAAAAGGACACAAGAAAAACUGCAAUUUGAUCAUUUGUGUACUUGGGCUCAUAGCAAGACAA